Haliotis rufescens (red abalone) is the source of this 5215-nucleotide messenger RNA. Its product is annotated as gastrula zinc finger protein XlCGF8.2DB-like. The coding region runs from base 3486 to 4616 and encodes 376 amino acids. Gene Ontology annotation, biological process: central nervous system development; regulation of transcription by RNA polymerase II. The record is from RefSeq and is a predicted model, not a curated record. Gene Ontology annotation, molecular function: DNA-binding transcription factor activity, RNA polymerase II-specific; RNA polymerase II cis-regulatory region sequence-specific DNA binding. The transcript has a single exon. Gene Ontology annotation, cellular component: nucleus. Lineage: Eukaryota; Metazoa; Mollusca; Gastropoda; Lepetellida; Haliotidae.
UCUAAGACCUGCAUCACUUCGGGCUUUCCUCCCACAUUAAGCUGACACACCGUGAUAUAACUGGAAUACUGUUAAAAGCGGCGCUAAACCCAACUCACUCACUCACUUAUUCAUUUUGAUAGAUAUGUACAUGAGCAUUAAUCAUGUUAAUUAGGCACGAACUACUUUUUCUAAUAUGUGCUCCAUUUAAAAAUGACUGGUGUGGUUCAUUGAUUGAGUCACAACAAAAGUGUCUGUAAACCAAGAAACAUAAUGCCUUGCACUAUCCUCACACAGAUGAAACUUGCAAUCAGCAUGAUCAGUACUGACUAUUGGCAUUAUGUGAAGAAUUGUAAAACCAUUCAUUUCAACAAAGCUGAAAAGUAUCGGCACCCAGCCCACACCAUGAAUCGGACUGUCACAUUAGAAACAGAAAAACGAUUACUGCCAACCUCUGAAUCCACACCGACCGCAAUCAGUGUCUGGGGUUUCCACCCCAGGUGAUGUCCUAUGACCAUGAUGAGGUAUUAGAUUUCAUCACCCUGUUAUAGUCAAAAUAAGGAAUUGCAUCAGUAUAAUUUGUGUUGUUGAUCACUUGAUGCGUCAAAUUUGGAAAUGUCCUCUUGAUGUCCGCCAUUAAACCUUUUGAUAGCUUUGUAUGUUGUGACUCUGAUUAAAUUUUUUAAUCAGUUUGUUAAUAGUUGUUUGACGCUCUUUCAAAUCAUGCCUAAAUGUGAUAUCCUCCAAAUUUCACAUAGAUCAAAUAGCCUGUCUCUUAUCAAUGAGAAGUCCAUUUUUGGUACCUCGGUUUCAGAUCGCGAUACAGAUACACUUUUUAUAUUAAUCAGUUUGUGUGUGUGGGCAGGGUCACACUCAUUUGGCAAUAUACAGUACUUAGUUAUAAGUAUGUAACCAGCACACAAGUGUCAUGUCGUAUGUCAGUGUAAAGGUAUAUGUUCCAUCACCAGCUGGUUUAAUUCUCUUUGCAUCAUGAUAAGUAUUUAAUCAUACACCAUCAAACUGUGUAUGAACCAAACCCUAGUUGUUAUUGGCGGUGUUCUUGUGGAAACAUCUUCAGGAAAAGCAGAAACAUGGUAAAGGAACGUGACAACUCUUUAUGUUUUCAAUGAACACCAUAACAUUCGCAACUUAAUAAUGGAAGUACAAAGUCAACCACACAAUCCUGCUCUGUUACUGAAACAAAUGUAAUCUAGAACAGUGGGAGAGAGUUGCUAGAACCAGGUUAUGUCAAGAAAGAACCUGUCACUGACAUGCUGGAAACAGGUGACAUCAAGAAAUACAAAGGAAUCAAUCCAUUGGGAAGGGAUUUACACAGUCAGAUAACCUGACGGCACACAUGAGGAUUCACCUUGGAAUCCAGCCUUAACAGUGUGGUGAAUUUGGGAAAAGAUUUACAGAGUCAGAUAACCUGAUGGCAUACAUGAGGAUUCACCUUGGAAUCCAGCCUUAACAGUGGGGCGAAUUUGGGAAAGGAUUUACACAGUCAGAUAACCUGACGGCAUACAUGAGGAUUCACCUUGGAAUCCAGCCUUAACAGUGGGGCGAAUUUGGGAAAGGAUUUACACAGUCAGAUAACCUGACGGCAUACAUGCGGAUUCACCUUGGAAUCCAGCCUUAACAGUGGGGCGAAUUUGGGAAAGGAUUUACACAGUCAGAUAACCUGAUGGCAUACAUGAGGAUUCACCUUGGAAUCCAGCCUUAACAGUGGGGCGAAUUUGGGAAAGGAUUUACACAGUCAGAUAACCUGAUGGCAUACAUGAGGAUUCACCUUGGAAUCCAGCCUUAACAGUGGGGUGAAUUUGGGAAAGGAUUUACACAGUCAGAUAACCUGACGGCAUACAUGAGGAUUCACCUUGGAAUCCAGCCUUAACAGUGGGGCGAAUUUGGGAAAGGAUUUACACAGUCAGAUAACCUGACGGCAUACAUGAGGAUUCACCUUGGAAUCCAGCCUUAACAGUGGGGCGAAUUUGGGAAAGGAUUUACACAGUCAGAUAACCUGACGGCAUACAUGAGGAUUCACCUUGGAAUCCAGCCUUAACAGUGGGGCGAAUUUGGGAAAGGAUUUACACAGUCAGAUAACCUGACGGCAUACAUGAGGAUUCACCUUGGAAUCCAGCCUUAACAGUGGGGCAAAUUUGGGAAAGGAUUUACACAGUCAGAUAACCUGACGGCAUACAUGAGGAUUCACCUUGGAAUCCAGCCUUAUCAGUGUGUUGAAUGAGGGAAAAGAUUUACACUGUCAGAUAACCCUAAGAUAGAUAAGAGGGUUCACUGUGGAAUCAAGCCAUAUAAGUGUGUUGAAUGUUGUAAAGUUUUUGCACAAUCAUCUCACCUGCAGACACAUAUGGCAAUGCACAGUGGAAUCAAGCCAUAUCAGUGCAUUGAAUGUGAGAAAGCAUUGGACAAUCAUAAACCUGCAGACACAAAUGAGGAGUCACAGUGGAAUUGAGCCCUAUCAAUGUGUUGAAUGUGAGAAUGAAUUUACAGAGUCAAUUUCCCCGUGGAGACACAUGAGGAUUCAUAUCGGAAUGCUAAUUUGAGUGUAUUAAGAUAUAAUUUGUGUAAUGACUAUACCUGUAUACCUGAUAAAUAAUAAUCAAAUUGUUAUUGUGUAAUCCUUUAAUCCAUGCAUUGGCAUUUGACACGAGAGAUGUGUGUAUUCCAUCUGUUCUAUGUAACUAAAUAUAUCCACAGAAGGUAUUAUUAUUUGAAAAGAAUUAUUUUCAUGGAGAUGGUUAAUACCGAGUGUGUGCCAAUCAAUCAUCCUCACAUUUUUCAGCAGCUUGUCACUCUGUUAUUAUUCAACAUCUUUGAUUGUCUGUCUGCACAUGGGAAUAAGUUGUGAGAGUUAUCUAUGUCAAAUAUAUUAUUCAUUUCAAUCCAUUUAUGUACAUGAGCAUUGAUUAUGCCACACCCACCUUUUAGGAUAUGUGCUACAUAAAAGAAUAAAAAGAGUAGUAAACUGACAAACAGAAUGCACUUAACUAGUUUCUACUGCUACCCUCACACAAAUAAUGAAGCUGAUGCUAUCAAUGGGAUCUGAUUUAUUGGUGUUAUGCGAUGAAACAUACAUCAUGUUCAUCAUGUUCAUUUCAACAAUGCUGAAAGGUAUCGGCACCAAGCCCAUACCUUGAAUGGGACUGUCACAGAAUGCUGAGAAAAACAAUUAUUGUCCACCUCAGAGUCACCACUGACUCUGCAAUCAGUAUGUGGAGUAUCCACUCCUCUUACUGACGACAUUCGCGAGGUGUCUCUUCGUGCUGCUGAUCAGAUGCCAGUAUCUUCAGGUUCUGAUCUGGAGGGUCUCAAUCUUCAAGUGUUUAAUCAUGAUUCAUUUCCUAUCAUCAACUUGUGUAUGGUCCAAGCCUUGGUUGUUAUUAGUGGCAUUCUUAUGGAAACAUCUGUAGGAAAUGCAUUAAUUUGAUAGAGGCAAAUAAAAACCCCUUUAUGUUUUCAGUGAACACCAUAACAUCCACAAGUUAAUAAUGGAAGUACAAAGCCAGACAGAGAUUCCUGACUCUUUUACUGAAACAAACAUUGAUAGAGAAUUGCUGGAAACAGGUGAUCUUAAGAAACCUAGUAGAAUCCAGCCUUAUCAGUGUGUUGAAUGUGGGAAGGAAUUUACAACGUCAAGUCACCUGCAGAGACAUCAGAAGAUUCAUGGUGGAAUCGAACCUUAUCAGUGUGGUGAAUGUGGGAAAAGAUUUACACAGUCAGAUAACCUGAAGAGACACAUGAUGAGUCACAGUGGAAUCCAGCCUUAUCAGUGUGCUGAAUGUGACAAAGAAUUUACACAAUCGGAUCAACUGCAGACACACAUGAUGAGUCACAGAGGAAUCAAGCCUCAUCAGUGCCUUGUGUGUAAUAAAACAUUCACACGGUCAAGUAGCCUACAGACACACAUGCGGAUUCACAGUGGAAUUCAGCCUUAUGAAUGUGUUGAAUGUGGGAACAAAUUUACAUACUCAGCUAGUCUGCAAAGGCACAUGAGGACUCACACUGGAAUCAAGCCUUAUCAGUGUGUUGAAUGUGGUAAAGAAUUCACUGAGUCAGGUGCCCUUCAGAAACACAUGAGGGUUCACACUGGAGUCAAGCCUUAUCAGUGUGGUGAAUGUGGGAAAAGAUUUACACACUCUCAAAGCCUCGAGAAACACAUGAGGGUUCACACUGGAAUCAAGCCUUAUCAGUGUGUUGAAUGUGGUAAAGAAUUUACUGAGUCAGGUGCCCUUCAGAAACACAUGAGGGUUCACACUGGUAUCAAGCCUUAUGAGUGUGUCGAAUGUGGGAAAGCAUUUGCACAAUCAUGUAACCUGCAGACACACAUGACGAUUCACAUUGGAAUCAAGCCUUGUAAGUGUGUUGAAUGUGGCAAGGAAUUUACACAAUCACGUUACCUGCAGAGACACGUGAUGACACACAGUGGAAUCAAGGCUUAUCAGUGUGUUGAAUGUGGGAAAAGAUUUACACAGUCAAGUGCCCUGCAGAGACACAUGGGAAGUCACAGUGGAAUCAAGCCUUUUCUAUGUGAUGAAUGUGGGAAAGGAUUUACACAGUCACGUUACCUGCAGAGACACAUGAAGAUUCACAGAGGAAAGAAGCCUCACCAGUGUGAUUAGUGUGGGAAAGGAUUUACACAGUCAGUUGCCAUGCAGAGACACAUGAGGAAUCACAGUGGUAUCAACUGACUGGAUCGAGCGGACAAAUCAUGUGAGCUCUUUGAAUGAACACAUGAAAAGGUUUUGAAAAUCUCUGUCGAUGCCCAGUUGACUGUAAAAAUCAUGUGCAAAUCCUACAGUCAACUGAAAUUUGCACGUUGAAAUCCAUGUUGUUUAUGAACUGUAUGUUGAUGUCGUUUCACGAUUGUGAUUGGACUAUGUAUAGACUUGUUAGUCCAGCCAAAAUAUAACUCCACAAUACCAGCCCAAUUCGGCAAUUGUGGAAACUGGAUUUUUACAGUCAGUUAACUCUGUUGCCUUGAUCUUCAAGGAGAUGGGCAAUAUGAAGUGUAUGCUAAUCCAUCAUCAAGGCAUUUCAGAACAGGUUGUUACUCUAUUUUCAGAAUUAUACAACAUCUUUGAUCGUCUACACAUGGCAAAAGUUGUGAAAGUACACCUGUCUAUUUUCAAUAUGUUAUUCAUUUUGGGGGGCACGGGUGGCCCAGUCGUCUAAGGCGCCGCUAUCCGCUGUGCAGAGUUGCGUCCCUUGGGCAGCCAGA